Molecule: messenger RNA, 7766 nt
Organism: Caretta caretta (loggerhead turtle)
Lineage: Eukaryota; Metazoa; Chordata; Testudines; Cheloniidae
Source: RefSeq, a predicted model, not a curated record
GGCGCUUGCGCAGUGCAGUAGCUCUUGUGAGGGGAGGGUCGGGGAGGGGGAGUGACGAUCGCCGUAACUACCCCUCCCUCCCCCCCCGUUCGCUGCUGUCGGGUCCCGGAGCGGCUUCCCGGGAGCCGGGCGUGUGACCGACCGACCGAGCGAGCGUGGAGGCGGCGCUGCCCGGGCAAGUUGGAGAGAUGCUGGGAGAGGAGCUCAGUGGGUUUCUGUCAUCUCUGUAGGCAACAACAGGAGGGAGCAGGGUGCUCAGAGAGUCAAUCCCUUGGACAAAAGGACAAAAUUUCAAAAAGUUCAGUGAAUAGAAGAUUGUUGGGGGUGGAAUAGAUCUGGACAAGGAGAAGAAGUCUGGAGAUAAAUUUUUGCUGUGUAAAACACUCAUACCUGCAGGGAGAACUGACAGCUGAAAAAUUACUUUCUGACGAGGAAACAAAGGGAAGCUGCACGAAUGGUCACAUGCCCCUCCCCAGCAGCGUGGGCAAGUUGUUUCGGGCAGCUGGCGGAGAGAAUUCCCUCAAGAGUCGACAGUCUAGUGGGGCCAGCACCCUUAAUGGCUUGGGAAGCUCUGUGACCCUUUGUUUUUGAUUUGUUUGUAAAUGAAUCACAAAGAGGCAGCCCAGAAUGAAGAAAGCAAGCAGGUCUGUUGGCUCAGUGCCCAAAGUGCCCGGGAUAAAUAAAACUCAAACAAUAGAAAAAAUCAAACCAGAAAACGGCUCCUCAGUGUCUGCAGUAACAAAACUCUCAAAAACUGGAACAUCAACAUCCCUGCUGAAGACAAAAAGUAGUGAUGACCUUUUAGCGGGGAUGGCUGGUGGUGGGGUGACUAUGACCAAUGGUGUGAAGGCAAAGAAGAGCACCUGCACAUCUACAGCAUCUUCAGCUUCAGGGACCACCAUGAACAACGUGGAGAAUAAACCCAAGACUAUUACAGGUUUGACCUCCACAGCCAAGCGUAGCACUUCAUCUGGAAAUAAAGAAUCUAGCUCUUCUAGGGAAAGAAUACGCGAUCGUUCCCGUCUGAACCAAAGCAAAAAACUGCCUUUGACAGGACAGGGGACUAAUGAUACCAUUCUGGCAAAACGCUCCCGUAGUCGUACUAAUCCAGAGUCUGAUGUUCGGAUGAGCAAAUCCAAAUCGGACAAUCAAAUUAGUGACAAAGCUGCUUUGGAAGCUAAAGUGAAAGAUCUUCUGACUUUAGCAAAAACUAAAGAUGUGGAGAUUUUACACUUGAGGAAUGAACUCAGAGACAUGCGUGCUCAGCUUGGCCUUAAUGAAGAUCAGCCUGAGGGUGAUGAGAAGUCUGAGGAAAAAGAGGCCAUUGUUGUUCACCAGCCAACUGAUGUAGAGUCUACAUUAUUGCAGUUACAAGAGCAAAACACUGCCAUCCGAGAAGAACUCAACCAAUUGAAGAAUGAGAAUCGAAUGUUGAAGGACAGAUUAAAUGCAUUGGGCUUUUCUUUGGAACAAAGGCUAGACAACUCUGAGAAACUCUUUGGCUACCAAUCUUUGAGCCCAGAGAUCACAACUGGUAAUCACAGUGAUGGUGGUGGCACUCUUACAUCUUCAGUGGAAGGUUCUGCUCCUGGUUCAAUGGAAGAUUUGUUGAGUCAGGACGAAAACACCUUAAUGGACAAUCAACAUAGUAACUCCAUGGAUAAUUUAGACAGUGAGUGCAGUGAAGUUUAUCAGCCACUUACAUCAAGUGAUGAUGCCUUAGAUGCUCCAUCGUCUUCAGAGUCUGAAGGAGUACCAAGCAUAGAAAGAUCUAGGAAAGGAAGCAGUGGCAAUGCAAGUGAAGUUUCUGUAGCUUGUCUGACAGAACGAAUACACCAGAUGGAAGAGAACCAGCAUAGUACAUCUGAGGAGCUUCAAGCAACGCUUCAGGAACUUGCAGAUUUACAACAAAUAACUCAAGAGCUGAACAGUGAGAAUGAAAGACUUGGAGAAGAAAAAGUAAUUCUUAUGGAAUCCUUGUGUCAGCAGAGUGACAAGUUAGAACACUUCAGCCGACAGAUUGAAUAUUUCCGCUCCCUUUUAGAUGAACAUCACAUCUCAUAUGUUAUUGAUGAAGAUAUGAAAAGUGGGAGGUAUAUGGAGUUAGAGCAACGUUAUAUGGACCUUGCUGAGAAUGCUCGUUUUGAACGAGAGCAACUGCUGGGUGUCCAGCAGCAUCUGAGCAACACUUUGAAGAUGGCAGAGCAAGAUAACAAGGAGGCCCAAGAAAUGAUAGGGGCACUGAAAGAACGGAACCACCACAUGGAACGAAUUAUUGAGUCAGAGCAGAAAAGUAAGGCAGCAUUAGCAGCCACCUUAGAGGAGUACAAAGCCACAGUAGCCAGUGAUCAGAUUGAGAUGAACCGGCUAAAAGCUCAGCUGGAGCAUGAAAAGCAAAAAGUGGCUGAACUGUACUCUAUACACAACUCUGGAGAUAAAUCAGAUAUACAAGAUUUGCUGGAGAGUGUCAGGCUGGACAAGGAAAAAGCAGAGACUUUGGCUAGCAGUCUGCAGGAAGAGCUGGCUCUCACUCGCAAUGAUGCCAAUCGAUUGCAGGAUGCCAUUGCUAAGGUUGAAGAUGAAUACAGAGUCUUCCAAGAAGAAGCCAAGAAGCAAAUUGAUGAUCUCAAUAUGACUCUAGAAAAGCUUCGGGCAGAGCUGGAGGAAAAAGAGACUGAAAGAAGUGACAUGAAAGAAACCAUCUUCGAGUUGGAAGAUGAAGUAGAGCAACAUCGAGCUGUGAAACUUCAUGACAACCUCAUCAUAUCUGACUUAGAGAAUACAGUUAAAAAACUUCAGGACCAAAAGCAUGACAUGGAAAGAGAAAUAAAGACUCUUCACAGGAGGCUGCGGGAGGAGUCCGCAGAAUGGCGUCAGUUCCAAGCUGAUCUACAGACAGCAGUGGUCAUAGCAAACGAUAUCAAAUCUGAGGCCCAAGAGGAGAUAGGAGACCUAAAGCGUAGACUGCAUGAGUCUCAGGAGAAAAAUGAGAAGCUCACUAAAGAGCUGGAAGAAAUAAAGUCACGCAAGCAGGAAGAGGAACGUGGCCGAGUAUACAAUUACAUGAAUGCUGUAGAGAGGGAUUUGGCAGCUCUGAGACAAGGAAUGGGGCUGAGUCGGAGGUCCUCCACUUCCUCGGAGCCAACUCCCACCGUAAAAACACUAAUCAAAUCCUUCGACAGUGCCUCACAAGUAGUUCCAAGUCCUGCUACAGCCACAAUUCCUCGCACUCCUCUCAGUCCAAGCCCCAUGAAAACACCCCCAGCCGCUGCAGUGUCUCCUAUGCAGAGGCAUUCUAUAAGUGGACCAAUAUCAACCUCCAAACCCCUUACACCUUUGUCAGACAAAAGACCAAGCUAUGCAGAAAUCCCUGUUCAAGAACAUUUGUUGAGAACUUCCUCUACCAGCAGACCAGCCUCAUUGCCAAGAGUACCUGCCAUGGAAAGUGCCAAAUCUAUUUCAGUGUCUAGACGAAGUAGUGAAGAAAUCAAACGGGACAUUAGUGCACCUGACGGAGCAUCUCCAGCCUCUCUCAUGGCAAUCGGAACCACCUCACCACAACUCUCUCUCUCCUCCUCUCCUACAGCAUCUGUCACCCCUACAACACGAAAUCGAAUAAGGGAAGAAAGGAAAGACCCUUUAUCUGCUCUUGCAAGAGAAUAUGGAGGUUCCAAAAGAAAUGCCUUGCUGAAGUGGUGUCAGAAGAAAACCGAAGGAUAUCAGAAUAUUGACAUCACAAACUUCAGCAGCAGUUGGAAUGAUGGGUUGGCCUUCUGUGCAGUCCUCCAUACUUACCUCCCAGCUCACAUUCCGUAUCAAGAACUGAACAGCCAGGACAAGAGAAGAAACUUCACUCUGGCCUUUCAGGCAGCUGAAAGUGUUGGCAUCAAAUCCACUCUGGACAUCAAUGAAAUGGUGCGAACUGAGCGUCCAGACUGGCAGAAUGUCAUGCUGUAUGUUACAGCAAUUUACAAAUACUUUGAAACCUGAAACCUUGUUAAUCCAAAAGAUUUGCAGGGUGGAAUCAUCACUACCUGCCAGACAGAAACAUGACUGAAAUGCUAAUCCCAGAUUCAUUAAAAUCUGGCAACAUUCAUGUCCCCCAACCUUCAGUGACGCUAUCAUGGAUUGUCUCAAACUGCUUCAGCCAACAAACCUUGUAACACAGGUUAGAAGCAAGAACUUGUUACCAGUGUACUAGGCAUAUCCCAUGGUAUUGAGUUAUCCAAAUUAAUUACGUAGCCUAAUAAAACUGGCCUUCUAGGAACUGCCUUUACAUCCAGACUUCUUGAAGUUUUCGUAUUUCCAUAAGAGAGACUGAGGUGUAUAAUGCUGUAGCAUAUACAGGAUUGAAUGUACAGCUAGAACUAUGAGAAGGAAAAGGAUGAAACAGCAUCAUAAUCAAUUUUCUCUACUAUCAGAAACCACAGUGUCUGGGUGAAUAUUCUACCCUUAUAUACACUGCACCCCAAUACAGUAAAAAUCUUAAUAGUAACUGAAGUUACUGUCUUCAUUAUUUUUCCUCCUCUAAUGUGCACAAUAUUCAAGGGAAAGGAGCUUUUAUUCUGUCAGGCUUACUUGACGAAAAGUGCUCUCAACACCUGGACAAAUCUGGCGCAGAAGAACUCUUCAGUGUAAAGCUCUGUUUAAGCCUACCUCUGUCACACAGUAACGUGGCUUCCAACUUUAUCUAAUGGAUUAUAAGGACUAGCACAUACAAUUCCUGGCUUGAAGAGUAUACUGUAUUUACAAGGAGUUAUAUUUCAUAUAAUUUUCUGUGCUUCCAUUAUAACUAAUGAGAUUAAUCAAGAAUUUAUCCUUGUAGAACUUGUCUCUAUCCCCUUCUUCCUUUGCCUGCAUAGCACACAUAGAAAUGCCGAUCUUUCCUUUCCAGCAAUACAAGCAUACAGUGUCUCUGAUUUCAAUGGUGGAAUUAUGCCAGUGGGAUUUCUCCCUCUACAGAGAAGAUAAUUGUCAGUAAUGGGAUGUCCAGCUUUGCAGUGUUCCAUGUACACUUUUCUUUGGAUCUUGCAGAUACUGGUCUAACUAAAAGAAAGCAAAACAUGCUAUGAAGAGAACUGUAGUGGAAUUAAUUUUUAUGUAAUCCUGUUCCAAUCUGGAAUAUUGUAUCACAAAGACUAAUGCUCCUGAGGAAAGAAUGAAAAGCUUUGGUCUGCUCAGAUUGUAUUCUCCUAAAAUGCACCUCCGUUCAUGUGGCAAAACUCUCUAGGCAAAAGAGUUCAAGCAAGUGCCUUAAAUAUCCUUGAGUUGGUAGACCCUGGAGCUCCAGGGCACUGUGCAAAACAUUAGGAACUCAGAAGGAUUUCUAGUGGCAAACUGACGUGUGUUGUUAAAAUGAUUUUUGUAAUCCUGUACUUGUCAUACCAAGAGGAGGCCUUCACCCUACCAUUGUGUUCCUGCCUCUUACUUCCCUACAUAGAUAGCAACAGUUAAGCCACAGGAAAGAGCCUCUCUCUAAUGUUGAGCUGAAGCUUUCAUUUGAUGACCACCUUUAUAAAUACACUUAACCUACCAACAGCCCUGUUAGAAACAAUGAUUCUGUUAUUCCUAUUGUGUGCCUAUAACUCUUAUGGACAGUUUGAAUGAAUAGAUGUUAACAACUCAGUGAAUGCAACUGUGCUUGGCAACUAUUAGUGCUAUCAGGAAUGGAAAAAACACUGAUUCAAAUUAAAACUAUAUAGCCAGUCAGAAUAGCUAGAGCCCUGAAGAAUGUAACCAAUCUGAAGAGGGGGCAUUUCAGCAUGCCUCUGGCAUUUAAACAGACCUCGCACCUCUUAACUCCUAUAUUAUAAAGCUCAACUAACUCUUAAAUUCUGAUCAGUGUCUGUAGUGGAAGGAAUAAAACAAAUGUCUUUAGUGAUGGGGGAAGGGUUUAUUAAAUGUCUGGUAAAUAACCAUUUAGUCCAAAGAGAGGACACUUGGAGAAGUUUCCAGAGAAGCUGUUUCUGGUGACUACUUCCUCUCAGAUUGGGAGGCUAAUGUUAGGCAAGUAGCUAAAAAUUCUCAGGCUGUGAGUAAACAGGCUUGAAGAUCCUCGGCAACCAAGAGAAAACGGUUGCAGAAGAGACUUCAAAUAAAAAUAUCUUCAUAAGAGUUGAAUAGAAAGAAGUGGGAAAUGUACACUAUCACUUUCACAAACUGCUGAAAUCCCAUUUCUGCACUUUUAUGCUAUGGGAGGCUGUUUUCUUUUCCUUAUGAAUUUAAGUUGUCUAUUUACAGUUGCAUCAUUUUAUUUAUUACAUUAAGAUUGAAAAAAAAUUCUAAUUAAAAAGAUAGCACUCCUCACUCUAAAUUCACUAGUAACCUAUUUCUUUAACAUAGUUUGAGCCAAGGGCUAAUUUUAGCUAUUUUUCUGCAAAGUGGUGUCUGAACUUUACUUGCUUGGAAAUCUCUGUUGUUAAUUGUAAUAAUAUUGAUCAUGUAAACAUCCAUAAAAAGGGAACUCCAGGUUUUUCAACUAUAUCCAGUUAGGCAACAUGAUAGAAGCAUUAAGAAUCUGCAGAGAUGGACGUUUUAAAAUAAUAAACAUAGACCUUCAUUAGAAAUGAAGAAAUCUACAGAUUGCUUCUUGGUGCGAUCUGUAGAUCUGUCUGUUUUGGUGGGUUUUGUUUUUGUUUGUUUGGGGGUUGGUUUUGGGGGUUUUUUUGUUUGUUUGUUUGUUUGGUCUGAAGUUAUACUUGGUGUUGAUGGUACACAGGAAUUGGAGUUACAUCUGGAAAGAGGCAUGUGGCUCCAUAAAGAAAUUUCCGAGACACACAUCUGAGCCUUUACAAAUAGAAUACUGUGCUUCUGACAUAAUGAAAGGAUAUUCAAGAAAGGGAUGGAAGAAAUAAAACAAACUGAACCCUGGUACACAGUAACAGAAUGUUCAGAAAGGCGGAAACAACAAAUCUCUCCUUUUGCUCAUUGGAAGAAUGACUUAUGUAACCUUUCUGGAUAGAAAUAAUACUCUUCAGUAUGGUUCCAACUCAUACUUCACCCUGAAAGGGCCAGUUCGGUUACACAUUGUAGAGUGCAAGCUUUGUGCUGUUUGACUUGAUAUUUUUGUUCUGUUUAAUGUACUUAAAAUGCCAAACAAUAUAUGGUAGAUUUAUUUUUAUUGCAUUUUAGUAUGUGCCUUGCAAAUGCCUGUGUUUUAGUAGUCUGUGUUAUUCAUGUCCAUCUCUGUAAGAGGUGCACAUAACCAAAACAGCUUGGACGUCUUUAUGCAGUUUUGGCUCUGUUGCUGUCUGGAUAAUGUUAAGUGAAACACAUUCCAUUGAAUGUAAAGAUGUCAGUAUCCAGUCAGGUGUGUGUCAGAUUUGUUUAAUAUUCAUGGUACAUCAGCGGCGAACUGAAUGAACAGUUGAAGCUUUUUCUUUACCUUCAGUUAGCAUCAAAGGAGGAAUAACUUAUUUUUUAAUAUUCAGACAGACGGUCUCCAGAGUUCUUUGAUGUCCAGAGUAACAAUAAAAAGGUGAUGUGAACCUUUGGAAUCGAUGAGACGCAACUGAUUGGGUUUUCAGGUAUUUCGUAUGUUUAACUGAAAACACUUAUCCAUUAGUUUUAGCCAUGUAACUCAAUGGACCUCAUAAUGACCUUUCACUACAGCAAUACCUGCUAGAAAUUCUAAGCAAAAGCCUCUAAUUGAAACUGCAGCCAUGGAGAGGCAACCCAGAAUGUUGUAUUAAUAAUUACAUGAUAUCCUGGUUAAAGAAUAAAAUGUCACUCUUUGCCUUAUUUAUAUUAAACAUUAUUUCUGCCAA